Exophiala aquamarina CBS 119918 is the source of this 1533-nucleotide messenger RNA. RefSeq lists its product as uncharacterized. The transcript has a single exon. The record is from RefSeq and is a predicted model, not a curated record. NCBI's taxonomy places the organism in Eukaryota, Fungi, Ascomycota, Eurotiomycetes, Chaetothyriales, Herpotrichiellaceae. Bases 1 to 1533 code for a protein of 510 amino acids.
AUGUUGCGCAUUAAGAAUGCAAUUCUGGGUGAUUAUAGUGCAGCAGAAGCGCUACCCACAGUGACAGAAGGAGAAGCAGCUGAACAGUUUCCUGCCCUGCUAUCUCCAACGAUAUCAGUCCAUCAUGACAACACACCAAGUCAGGUUAUCCCUCAGUGGCUUCGUGAACUCAACAGCUCGCGCGCGAUGAGACAUAGCCGUGCUUCUUCCAUUGUCUCAACCCGAACCAAAUUCUCUACCAACACACUUCAAGAGGAUACCCGAAGCAUUGAUAUAAAUGUUGCUGGCCAAUAUUUUCGGAUCAGUCGUGAUGGCUCUCGCAUCACAGUCGAUGACCCCCCUCCUUAUACAGGUCCUGGUGUGACAGUACGUUUCCGGAGCGGGCAGAUGGCUCCUGUAGCUCGGAGUGACUGGAGUGAGGCCACGCAGGGCGAUGACAACGACGACGAGCUGUCGGAUACGGAGCAUGGAGCAAGAACUCCUAGGUCAACCUCUACGACUAUCGAUACAAACACACUCGUUGGCGCCAAUAUUCUCGAUCCAUCAGAGUUCGAAAUGCCAUCGCCAGUAGGCCCCGACCAGCUCAGCCAUCGGUCUUCAACUAGAACACUGGUGGGAUCCGGGAGCCAUGACGAUCUCGGCGUCUCAGAUCACUCGCAAGGCUCGUUUGCAAACCAUGGUGAUGAUGCAAGAUCAAUGCAAAGGCUAUGGGAACGAGCACCGAUCUCGCGUGCCACGAUGCCUCCUCUUAGGGCUCCGACUGUGCAUUCGUUACCAGCCACACCGAACAGACGUAUGCAAUUACCUGCUCUUGUAACAUCUAACAGCACAAGGACAAUCUCGAAUCCUGCAUCUCGGCCUUUGUUUCCGAGGACCGAGGAUGUUGCAACAAUUCCUCAAAUUCAGUCUGCAGGACCAGUCUUAUCUCGACUUCCCGACGAACGCGAGCCCCGGUCUCCAGACUACAUCGGCCACAAUGCAAGAGGCAUAUUCCCAUCGAUGACCAGGUCAACUGCCCUUCAGGUGAGUGGUAUGCCCAAUAGACCGUUCGAAAUGGGAGCAAAUAGAGGGUCAAGGGCGGGGUUCUUGGGCGUCGAGGAAAGUUCAGACCCUCACACUCCAUUGUCAAUGGACACAGAGAACGACAUCAGCAUGCACUAUGCCAGCAUGAUGCGCAAGCUGGACUAUGAGCACCGCAAGGCAUUGCAUCUCAAGGACAAGGAACUGGCAGAUAUGCGAGUACGAUUGCAUGAGAAAGACACUGUGCUCAGGCAGCAACUCCGUGCUAAGGACUUUAUGAUUGAUGAUCUCAAACAGCGACUGAGCAACCUCGAAGAGAACGUCGAUGGGAUGCUUGAAAAGGCACGCAAUCAGGUCGAAGACUUGUGGGAAUGUCGCUGGAAAGACCGUGACUUCCACCUCCGGGAACGAAUGAGGCGUAUAGAAGAGGAUGCACAUAAAAUGAUUGAGAAGUUUCGAGCCGGGCAAGCGGAGGCAAACGACACUUCCGUGCCUUCGGCUGUGGCGAACUGA